GGUGCAGGCAGGAGACCAGCCCGGAAAGGGAGACGGAACCCGACUGGGCUGGGAUGGGGGGACCCGGGGAUCCGCAGGCGGGCAGACGCGUCUAGCAGCGGCUUCUCAGGAAGAAGGCUGAAAGUUCAAGAUGCGAUAGGAGUUUUCAGGUGUGGAGAGGACUGGCUGCCCAUCUCCCAGGCCAGUCCUUGAAACUUGUCCAACCUUCCAAUGACAGCCACAUGGCUGCCUUCCUGUGUGGUGCCUGAUGAUUCAGUGAGAAGCCCACCCGUGACUCUUCCAGGCAGCCAUGCCCAGCCCGGUCCCCACGCUGCUCUUUAUCCUGCUCCUGGCAGGGUUAACUAGUGCCUUCCGGAUCUGUGCCUUCAAUGCCCAGAGGUUGACAGUUGCCAAGGUGGCGAAGGUCCACAUCAUGGAAACUAUGGUUAAGAUCUUGGCUCGGUGUGACAUCACGGUGUUGCAGGAAGUGGUGGACACCUCAGGCGAUGCCAUUCCUUUGCUGCUCAGGGACCUCAACAGGUUUGAUGACUCUGGCCCCUAUAGCUUCCUGAGUAGUCCUCUGCUGGGACGCAGUACCUACAUGGAGAAAUAUGUCUAUGUGUACCGAUCACACAAGACCCAGGUCUUGAAUGCCUAUGUUUAUGAUGAUAAGAUGGAUGUCUUUGCCCGAGAACCAUUUGUGGCCCAAUUCAGCCUGCCCAGCAAGGUGCUCCCCAAGCUGGCCCUGGUGCCAUUGCACACAACCCCCAAGGAUGUGGCAACUGAGCUGGAUGCCUUGUACAUCGUCUUUCUUAAUGUCUCCCAGCAGUGGCAGAAUGAGGUGAAUGUGAUACUACUUGGGGACUUCAAUGCAGACUGCUCAUCACUGUCCAAGAAGCGUCAAGGGGAGCUGGUGCUAAGAACCAAUCCAGGCUUCCUUUGGGUGAUCCCUGAUGGGGAGGACACAACUGUGAGGGAUAGCACAUACUGCACCUAUGACCGAAUUGUGGUUCAUGGAGAGCACUGCCAAGGGCUGGUGAAAUGGGCUGCUGCCUUCAAAUUUCCCCAAAGCUUCCAACUGACUGAGGCUGAGGCUCUGAACAUCAGUGACCACUAUCCUGUAGAGGUAGAGCUGAAUGGGUCCCCAGGUUGGCCCUUGGCCUACAUCCCUGUUAACGUUGCUAUGCUGCUUCUGCUCACUGGACUGGAAUCCCCAUUGUGAAAACUUUGGCCUUUGGGAUCCUGGCUUCCUCAUCUUGGGGACCUCUCCAGGGACUGACCUCUCUCCCCUUCUCCAUAGCUGUAACAGCUGGAAUCAAAAGUGCCUUUUUCUUGACUCCAUCAGAGCCAGGACCCAGCUCACUCUUUCCCUUCUUCUCACCUCCUUCGUGAGCACCCUACCUUCUGUUCUCUUCCCCUACCCAUUCCCCCAAUAUAUUUAUUCAUUUCUGCUCCUGUGACUUGGAAGUCAGGGAGGGAGGUGGCUCUGGGACGAGGCCCCUUCCUUCUCCUGGCCUUUGGGGUCAUUAUCUCAUCCACGAGACUGUACUGACUGCAUGUAGGGGCUGUCCCACACCUUUACCAGAGUUGUCCUAAGAACUGUGCUGGCUGCCAGACCUGGUGGGCCAGGUGUUGACUCAGGAAACCAUGGGAUCCAACCACAACUCACACUCCUAGAUCCCCUCCUCAGAUCUGUUCCUUUUGGAGUAGAGGCUAUGGUCUGAGAGUUGCCCACCCCUCUUGGCCUCAGCUUCCCCACUGGGGAUUUGGUGGGGCCCAUCAAUAUCCCAUGGGCAACUGAAAGCUUUGGGGGGCUCUCGGAGAUGCUGCCUGACUGAAGUCCUCUGGACUAAAUAAACAGGGUCACUGAACUCAA
Molecule: messenger RNA, 1855 nt
Organism: Phascolarctos cinereus (koala)
Lineage: Eukaryota; Metazoa; Chordata; Mammalia; Diprotodontia; Phascolarctidae
Gene: DNASE1L1
Product: deoxyribonuclease 1 like 1
Biological process (GO): DNA catabolic process
Cellular component (GO): nucleus
Molecular function (GO): DNA binding; deoxyribonuclease I activity
Source: RefSeq, a predicted model, not a curated record